This is a messenger RNA of Cynara cardunculus var. scolymus (artichoke), 2244 nucleotides long. RefSeq lists its product as uncharacterized. Bases 226 to 1755 code for a protein of 509 amino acids. The record is from RefSeq and is a predicted model, not a curated record. The transcript has 3 exons. Lineage: Eukaryota; Viridiplantae; Streptophyta; Magnoliopsida; Asterales; Asteraceae.
AAGGCUCCCCCACUUGAGCCUUUUGUGUUUCCCUCUUCCAUUUUCCAAAAAAACCAGACGACAGAAAAUCACAACGAUCCAUAACCCACCUGAAACCCCAACUUCAUCUCUAGAUCAAACGGAUUUUCUUCGGAAGAAUUCAAGAAUUUCUAGGGUUUCUCGAUGAUACACAGAGAGCUGUAAUCGUUUUGGGUUGUUUUUUUUUUUAAUUUUGUUUUCCAGUCAAUGCGUCAGAAGAAAACCGGCCUUCAGAUCGGAGAAGAACGAAGCUCUUCCGAUUCGAAAACCCCACAGUUUCAAUUUCAAGAAAACUCUAAUUUCAACGCCAACUACGUAUCAAGAAUCUCCCAGCUUCAAAUCCAAAUACCAACAAAUUAUAAUGAACAACGACCCAAUUUCAAGGAAAACGCAACCACCACAACAACUACCCUUCUUUCAAAUCCUCAGAAAAGACCUGUGGUUAUGAGUCCUCAACAGAAGACCUCACCCCAUCAUCAUCAUCACCACCAUCACCCCCAAAACCACCCUCGGAGAACUUCUCAUCACAAGUCUUUAGUUUGUUGUUCAUCUUCAGAAGCCCUUUUAGCCACCAAGACAAUUGCGCUGAAACUGUUGAAGUUUACUCACGUUAAGCUUUUUUGGAUUAAAGUCCCUUUCAGGGUUUUAAUCCUUCUCUUUUUGCCUUCAAUUUAUUACUUUUCCUUGAGCUAUCGAUCUUUUUAUCUCUACAUACUCUUUGUUGCUGCCUUCUGUUGCGUGCUUUUAUCUUCAUUUAAUAUUAAUAGUUUUCAUUCCACUAAUCUCCCUUCAUUCCGGCUAUUCGUUGCUCGAAAUUUUCCAAAUCUGAAGCUUUAUAAAUCAGAUAACGCAUCAAAAACACACCCACCAGUUGUUUGGUCAAUUGGGUCAAAGACCCGAUUAGAGGAAAGCACAAAUUCAGGCUUCUUGGUGAAGGUAUACAGCAAUGGGGAUGUCUAUGAGGGUGAGUUUUAUAAGGGAAAGUGUUCUGGAAGUGGGGUUUAUUACUACAAUUUGAAUGGAAGGUAUGAAGGUGAUUGGGUUGAUCAGAAAUAUGAUGGAUAUGGUGUUGAAACUUGGGCCAAAGGGAGCCGAUAUCGGGGACAAUAUAGGCAGGGACUGAGACAUGGUUAUGGAGUUUAUAGAUUUUACACUGGGGAUAUGUAUGCUGGAGAGUGGUUCAAAGGGCAGUGCCAUGGGUGUGGAGUUCAUACAUGUGAAGAUGGAAGCAAGUAUUCUGGGGAAUUCAAAGGAGGUAUCAAACAUGGUCUUGGCCACUACCAUUUCAGAAAUGGGGAUACAUAUGCUGGAGAGUAUUUUGCAGAUAAGAUGCAUGGGUUUGGUGUUUACCGUUUUGCAAAUGGACAUCGAUACGAGGGUGGUUGGCAUGAAGGAAGAAGACAAGGGUUUGGUAUGUAUACUUUCAGAAAUGGAGACACUCAAUCGGGUCAUUGGGAUAACGGGGUUUUGAGCAUUUCAACUUCUCGAGAUACGUUUCUUGCUGGAUCAACAUCUGUAUCUCAUGCCAAAGUCCUUAAAGCUGUUCAGGAAGCAAGACGUAUAGCUGAGAAAGCAGUUGGUGUAGCAAAUGUGGACGAGAGGGUGAACAGAGCCGUGACUGCCGCUAACCGGGCGGCCAAUGCAGCAAGAGUGGCGGCAGUUAAGGCGGUACAAAACCGAAUGCAUCAGCAUGACAAUGGUGAUGAUGAUCAUCUACCACCGCUAGACAUUGUCUGAUUCUAGUUCUCUACAAGUAACAAGUGGUGGUGGGUGGUGGCGGAAGGAGGUGGGUGCCGCCUGGAACCGCAAUCAGCUUAGGAUAUAUUGAAAAAGGAAGAAAAGUACUGAUUGAGGAGCAAGCAAAUGGUAUCCCCUCUUGCUUCUGGCUACAAAUAAGUAUAUGUUUAUAUAUGAUAUGCUGCUGCUGCUGCUGCUGCUACUAAAGGUGUUUGGUUUGUUUUUUUCUCUCUUUUUCAUGGUGUAACAUGAAAUCAACAUGGAUAUUUGAGGAAAGGGCUGAUGGCAGCAAAUCACUGCCAUAGCCACCAAGAUUCAUGAGAAUUAGGAAUAUGCCUUUUUUCUUCUUAUUGCCACUUUUGUUCAAAUGUAGAAUGUAUAUGUUUGUGUCAUUCAGAAAGAACUCAUCUACUUAGUUUUAUAUUGCUUCUAAUCCUUCUUUGUGGCUUUAUUGUGUAAGGUUUGCGUACAUCUUAUCUUUUUCGGUCU